Molecule: messenger RNA, 2607 nt
Organism: Closterium sp. NIES-65
Lineage: Eukaryota; Viridiplantae; Streptophyta; Zygnematophyceae; Desmidiales; Closteriaceae
Source: the annotation of a GenBank genome assembly
AUGGAUGUUUCUACUGAUUCUGGCCCAGAAACGAAUCUAGAUGCUUCUCGUAGUGAUGCUGGUGCUACUGCUGGUGCUAGUGUCGGUUUCGGUUUGGGUGCUGCUACUGAUGCUGGGAUUGAUAGUGCUGCUCCUGGUGUAGGUACGGUUGGGAGCGGUGGCAGCAGUGGCCUUGGGAUUGCCGAGAUGGGGCUGGAUGGAGGGUCAGGAUGGGCGGAUCUCGGUGUAGAGGAGUUUCUGCGUGGUUUAGAUGGGCUUGAUAACGCGUUUGUAGAGUUAGAAGAUAUGUUUCCUGUGGCGAUCGCGCCCACUCCUCCCCUUGAGGCUCCUGCUUCCGCCCCUUCUGCUGCAGCUGGCGGCGGUGCUGGUGGUAGUGGCGGAAAUGCUUUUGACGAUAUGAUGGUGGAUGAUAUGGAAUGCGCCAAGAAGGGAGACCCAAUCGCCCUCCUCGUCUCAGUCGCCAAGGCCAUUGUCUCAGGCGACCAGGCACGCGUGCACCAGCUGCUCUCAAGCCUUAAUGACGUGGCCUCAGUCUAUGGGACGGUCACUCAGAGGCUCUCUGCGUAUUUUCUUGAAGGGCUGAUUGCUAGGGUUGCCGGGGCUCCGCCGAAGCACUCCCCGAACCUGUUUCACAGGUUCGAUGCGAGCUCCGGGGUUAUGGGGAGGUUUGGCGGGGAGGAACGGGCGGGAGGAGCGGAAAGGGGGGAGGAGGAGGAGUGUAGGGAGGGGAGAGGGAAUGGGGCGGGUUUUGGUCAAGGGUAUGCAGCUGCAGGAGGGGAUGUGGGGGAGCAAGGGGAGGCGUUUCUAGACAAGGGAGGGCCGUUUUCAGACCAGGGAGAGCAAGGAGGGCCGUUUCUAGAGCAAGGAGAGCAGGGAGGGCGGCCGUUUGAGCAGAGGCAAGAGGCGGGGGAGUUGACUCCAGACGAAGCUGCUCUGAUUUCCAGUAGGGGGACAGUUUUUAUGCCAGGGGAAGCCACAGGGCUGGUGGUUCCCCCGCCCUAUAGGGGUGUGCCUGCUCCGGUUUCUCCCCCCAAUGUCGACUGCAACCGCACACUGCUGGAGUCAUUUCAGGUGCUGGUGAACGCAACACCCUUCCUGACCUUCGGCCAGGUCGCAGCCAACAGCGCCAUUCUCGAAGCUCUAGCGGACGAACCCCGGGUUCACAUCAUCGACUUUGGCAUCGGUCACGCACUCCAGUGGCCCGCUCUCCUGCAGGCGCUGGGUGCUCGACCCGGAGGGCCUCCCCACGUGCGCGUGACUGGCAUUGAGGUGCCUCAGUGCGGAGCCAUGUCUCCUUAUUGUGCGAUGAAGGCAGGGAAGCGACUGGAGGUGAGUCGAAUUGUGAGGGUUCUCAACCCUCCUCACGUGCGCGUGACGGGGAUAGAGGUGCCUCAGUGCGGAGCCAUGUCUCCUUACUGUGCCGUGAAGGCAGGGAAGCGGCUGGAGGCUCUGGGUGCCAGGCCGGGGGGGGCGCCUCACAUGCGCGUGACUGGGAUAGAGGUGCCUCAGUGCGGAGCAAUGUCUCCCUACUGUGCCAUGAAGGCAGGGAAGCGACUGGAGGUGAGUCGAAUUGUGAGGGUUCUCAACCCUCCUCACGUGCGCGUGACAGGGAUAGAGGUGCCGCAGUGCGGAGCCAUGUCGCCCUACUGUGCCAUGAAGGCAGGGAAGCGACUGGAUCGACGUGCUUCAGUGCGGAGCCAUGUCUCCUUACUGUGCCAUGAAGACAGGGAGUCAGCAGCAGCCAUGUGGGGGGUGCCUCUGCGCUACCACUGGGUGAUGUCUCGUCUGGAGGACGUCACUCCCUCAAUGCUCAACCUGCACCCAGGGGAAGCCAUCGCUGCCAACUGCGCCCUCCGCCUCUCCCAACUCCUCGACGAAUCAGAGCAGCCCAACGCUGCUGCCAACCCUGCCACCGCAGCUAGCACGGUCUUCGCCAAGCCUGUUUCCGAGCCUGCUCCCAAGCCCGUUUCCGAAGUAGCGGCAGCAGCAGUCGGAGCGGAUGUGGACAGGAGGGCAGACGUGGAUGGGGCGUAUCUAGACAGGUCGUAUCUGGACGGCUCAGAUUCAAACAGGGCAUAUCUGGACAGCUCAGAUCCAGACAGGUCGUACCUGGCGAAGGCAGAUUCGGACGAAUCCCCGCGUACAAGAGUGCUGCGAACGAUCCGGAUGCUGAGGCCCAAGGUGGUGACGGUGGUGGAGCAAUACAGCAACCACUCCUCGCCCUUCUUCCUCGCGCGGUUUUAUGAAGCCCUGUAUUACUACGCUGCGCUGUUUGAAUCUAUCGAUGCGUCGCUGCCGAGAAACGAGGUCGCAAGAAGAGUGUUUGAGGAACAGGUGCUAGGCCGGGCGAUUGUGAAUCUGGUAGCAUGCGAGGGGCAAGAGAGGGUGGAGAGGCAGGAGCCGUUGGAGCAGUGGCAGCAGAGGAUGCUCAGAGCGGGCUUCAAGCCUCGAGGAUUGAGCGAAGGGGUGGUUACCACCCUGCAUGCACUGUUACAAACGUACAACAAGGUGGGGCAUGACGUGCGGAGAGUAGACGAGGCGAGCGUGGUGCUGACGUGGAAGGGCAACCCCCUAUUGGCCAUGAUGGCAUGGGAGCCGCAGGAAUGA